Messenger RNA from Syzygium oleosum, 1830 nucleotides. Its product is annotated as ammonium transporter 2 member 5-like. Bases 296 to 1753 code for a protein of 485 amino acids. Gene Ontology annotation, biological process: ammonium transmembrane transport. The record is from RefSeq and is a predicted model, not a curated record. The transcript has 3 exons. Gene Ontology annotation, cellular component: plasma membrane. Gene Ontology annotation, molecular function: ammonium channel activity. NCBI's taxonomy places the organism in Eukaryota, Viridiplantae, Streptophyta, Magnoliopsida, Myrtales, Myrtaceae.
CCGAGAAUCUUAGGAAGCAUCGGCGCACCGCCUGGGAAAGUCCACCGAAGUCGAAACUUAUUAGCAGCGAAGUGGCCAAGGUCAAGGCUAAAGAACCCUUAUUGUAAUGGAUUUGUUUAGGAAGGAAGAGAGGAUUCCCGCUUUGUGUGACAACUAAUCGUGAGGAUCAAACUUUCAUAUCCUCUUAUUUAAAGUUUGAACUAUCGAAACCGAAAAUGCACGAGACAUUGAGGAAUUUACUCCACAUUGCUGGAUAGGGUUCUUGUCCUAGAGAGAGAGAGAGAGAGAGGAAAAAAUGAGCUUGGCUCCUCCGCCAUUUGCCCUCCCUGCGAAUCUCGCCCCCGAUGAGUCGAGCCCCGGGUGGAUGAGCAAAGGCGACAACGCGUGGCAGCUGACGGCAGCCACCCUAGUCGGCCUGCAGAGCGUGCCGGGGCUCAUGAUCCUGUACGGGGGCGGGGUGAAGAAGAAGUGGGCGGUGAACUCGGCGUUCAUGGCGCUGUACGCCUUCGCCUGCGUCCUCGUCUGCUGGGUCCUGUGGGGCUACCACAUGUCUUUCGGCCACCGGAUGCUCCCGUUCUGGGGCAGGAUCGACGUCGCGCUCGAUCAGGACUUCCUGCUGGCCAAGGCGUUCUCGGGGAUGCUGCCGAACGCGACGAUGGUGUACUUCCAGUUCGUCUUCGCGGCGAUCACGCUGAUCCUCAUCGCGGGGGCCUUGCUGGGGAGGAUGAAUUUCUACGCGUGGAUGAUGUUUGUGCCGCUUUGGCUAACGUUUUCCUACACGUUUGGGGCAUUCAGCAUAUGGUACCCUAAUGGAUUUCUCUAUCGGAAGGGGCUAAUGGACUAUUCGGGUGGGUAUGUGAUUCAUUUGUCUUCAGGAGUGGCUGGUUUUACUGCGGCAUAUUGGGUGGGUCCUCGUCUGAGAAAGGAUAGAGAGCGAUUUCCUCCCAACAACAUCCUGCUCAUGUUGGCCGGGGCCGGGCUCCUGUGGAUGGGAUGGACCGGGUUCAACGGAGGCGACCCUUACGCGGUCAACAUCGACGCCUCGCUCGCCGUCAUCAACACCCACAUCUGCACGGCCACGAGCUUGCUCACCUGGCUCGUGCUCGAUCUCGUCGUCUUUAGCAAGGCCUCUGUGAUUGGUGCUGUCCAAGGGAUGAUCACUGGCCUGGUCUGCAUCACCCCGGCUGCUGGUUUGGUCCAAGGUUGGGCAGCUAUAAUAAUGGGGGUCUGCUCUGGCUCAAUCCCGUGGUUCAGCAUGAUGGUGGUCCACAAGAAAUUCGAGCUGCUCCAAAAGGUCGACGACACGAUGGCCGUCUUCCACACCCACGCCGUCGCCGGGAGCCUCGGCGGGAUCCUCACGGGGCUCUUCGCCGAGCCAAGGUUGAACCGCCUCUUCUUCGCCGGCAAUAUUGAAAAGUACAUAGGGCUCUUCUACGGGUUCCGGACGGGAAGGGUCCAGGCGGGGUUCAGGCAGAUCGGGGUCCAGCUGCUCGGGAUCGUCUUCAUCGUCACCCUCAACGUGGUGGUGACCAGCUUGAUCUGCCUCGCGGUGCAGUACGUCGUGCCGCUGAGGUUGUCGGAGGAGGACAUGGAGAUCGGCGACGAGGCGGUCCACGGGGAAGAGGCGUAUUCCCUAUGGGAAGACGGCAACGACAGCUCAAUCCACGCCGUGCGGGGGGAAGGAUCGGCGCCUGGCAAUAUAGAGAUGGCAGUGAGGAAAAGAAAAGGAGGGGGUCGAGCCGAGACGGUGUAGAAAAAGAGAGAGAGUCAAUUUUAGUUUCGAGGAUAAAGAAGAGGGAUACAUGAAUAAGGGAAAAUGCUUUGUGUGGG